UGUUUCCGGCUGCACACCGCCAUGCACGACUUCACAUGGAACGUGGAGAGAGGAAGGAAAAGACAAAAAAAGAAAGGAAACCUCCCCUUCCCAAUCCAUUGAAUGAGUCCAUUUAAUACGCAUGUAGGUAAAGAGAUCAGGGAUUCGGCGUGUACGGUGAGCUCAGCCUUUUAAAUGCCGUAUUGAAGUCAGAGAGGCGAGCGAAUCCGAAGGAGAAACCCACGGCUCCCCAUAGUCCAGUCUUUGUAACCUUUCCCCAUGUAAAUCUUGCCAUUACUUGCGGAUAUUAAUUGGCUUCCAGGCCUAUGUAAGAGAGUCUCCUUCCUUCCCCCCACGUCGCAAUCAAUAUAUCUGUGAGAUAUAGCAAGGUUUGAUGUACUGAGGAAGCCAAAUCUCGCGGUUUGAGGAAAAGAUCAGGAGGCGGCGGCUUUCCGUCCUCCGCCACUUCUUUCCUUCCAUUACGUCGACGCGUGUUGUUGCUAGGAGAUAUCAGGCUUAUCCCGUUACCUUUACAUGAAGUUUCGAGGAGGAGAAUAAGUGUAUCAGAGUCCAGAGAGGGGGAAGCACCUCAUCGCUUCUGCACCACCAACUCUUGCGUUGAUUCAGCGUCGGUCUCUCCCUUAUAUUUCAUGGCCAUCCAAGCGCCGCUUCCGUUCUUCUACAGCAGCGGCAGCAGUUUGGACGGGAUGAUGGAAGGCGGAGGACGAUUGCCUGGUGAUCCAUGCCAAUCUUUUCAGCAGCAGCAGCAGCAGCAACAACAAAUGGCGAUGAUGCCUUGGCCUCUUUGUCCUCCUCCUGCAACGUCGACGACAGGGUUUACUUUGCUUUCCUCUUGGACUUCAGGUCCUUCUGUUUCCAUGGAUCCUUCUCGUCAUCUUAUACAGAGACUUCUGGAGAAACAGGGGGAUGAGAUAGAUCAGUUCCUUCGGCAACGGAGCGACACGUUAGUAGCAGAGCUUCGGCAACAGGCAAAGCGGCAUACGGCGGCUAUGGUACGGAGUCUCCAGUCCAAAGCCUCCUUCCUUUUAAGACAACGGGAAGAAGAGUUGGCGAAGGCGAACAAGGUAGGUCUGGAACUGGAGUUGCGCCUGAAGAGCGCGGAGGAGGACCGGGCAAGGUGGCAAAUUGUGGCCAUGGAGAACGAGGCCAUGGCUAUUUCUCUCCACAACACUCUGGAGCAAGUGCGAGAACCAUGCUUCUCCACCACCAACGGCGUCCCGACGGAAGAGGCGGCGGCACCGGAACCGACGGCGGGGAUGAGCUCAACAACGCUGGGCCGCUGCAGGGUCUGCGGGCAUCGUGAUGCGUGCGUGGUGCUGCUCCCCUGCAGCCACCUCUGCUGCUGCGCGCCCUGCGCGUCCUUCCUCGAGGGGUGCCCCCUCUGCAGUUCCGUAAAGAGAGGCAGCGUGGAAGUGUUCUGGGAAUGAUGGAAAGGAAAGAGGCGAAGGGACAGGAAGACGGAGCGACGGAGAUCAGCAGAAACGGCAGCAGCAGAUGAAUAGGACAAGACGAAAACCGUAUAAAUAUACCAUUUUGGGGGGUCACAUUAACGUCUUUUCUCUUUUUUCUGCCGGUGCUGCAUCCAUCAGUUCGCCUCGCAGUCCUGUGUGCGUGUGUGUGUAUAGUCUACCAUGACAUCAACCAAGACGGGAUUCUGAAUCUUUUGGGCAAAGACCAAUAGGUCUCUUCUUUAACACGCUGGUAAAUCUGUUGUUUGUGGGAGGAGACGGGCGUGGAGUGCGUCGUGUACGGAUCACGGAAGGGGUUGCUUGAGGUGGAGGGGAGUGACAUGGGGAAUGCUGAAGGCGCUCUUCUCCUGGAGAUCAGCCAUUGGUGUGUGCCGAAAUUUACUGA
Messenger RNA from Musa acuminata subsp. malaccensis (wild Malaysian banana), 1854 nucleotides. RefSeq names its product E3 ubiquitin-protein ligase BOI. Gene Ontology annotation, molecular function: ubiquitin-protein transferase activity. The record is from RefSeq and is a predicted model, not a curated record. NCBI's taxonomy places the organism in Eukaryota, Viridiplantae, Streptophyta, Magnoliopsida, Zingiberales, Musaceae.